This is a messenger RNA of Dalotia coriaria, 510 nucleotides long. RefSeq names its product heat shock factor-binding protein 1. Gene Ontology annotation, cellular component: cytosol; nucleus. The transcript is spliced from 2 exons. Bases 130 to 378 code for a protein of 82 amino acids. The record is from RefSeq and is a predicted model, not a curated record. Gene Ontology annotation, molecular function: transcription corepressor activity. Gene Ontology annotation, biological process: cellular heat acclimation. Lineage: Eukaryota; Metazoa; Arthropoda; Insecta; Coleoptera; Staphylinidae.
UAUUAUUUCCGGCUUCCUCUCAUUCACUUUGCUUCCUGCUAGCUGUGCACUACCACUGGAAUAACACUACCUUUGUGAUAUUAAUUCCUACGUCAAACGGACAUUUCAAAGCCGUUAAUUAACGCCAAAAUGGUUGAUGAUAAGGUUGAGAUGAACGACACCGAAGAAUUCACUCCUGCGAACACAAACGAUCCGAAAAACGUGCAGGAACUCACUCAAUAUGUGCAGAGUUUACUGCAAACGAUCCAGGAUAAAUUCCAGAACAUGUCCGAUCAGAUUCUAUCGCGUAUAGAUGAGAUGGGUAAUCGGAUUGAUGACCUAGAGAAGAAUAUAGGUGAUUUAAUGACACAGGCUGGUGUCGAAGGAGUGGAAAAAUAAACAAUCAUUCAUUUAGAUAUAUCCAUCAUCAUUAGCUUAGAUAUUAGUUAAUAAUAUUUAUCAUGUAAUAAGUGUGUGUGCUAUAUUAAGAUUGUAUAAGAUGAUAAGAAUAAGACCAAUGAUUCCUUAUUA